UGUUCAGUUCAUAAUUUUAACUGAUUACUUAUUAUAAUAUUCUAUUUAAUUAGUAAUUAAGAAUGAGCGCAACAUUACGGGAAAUUCUUCUACAUAAAUGUAGAAAGAAACUUAAACGCAUUCAAUCAUACGACGAAGAGGAAGAAUGGGAAGAAACCGAAGAAACAAUAAAUAAUUUAGAAAAUGUAAAAUCAAUAGAAGAAUUACCUUUGGAAGAUAUUCUAGCAGAGAAACGUCGUAAAUAUACUAUCGAAGAAGAGUUCACCUUUUUACUAUACAAUGAUUUGUUACAAUUCUUUCUAAAGGAAUGGGACGGUGAAAUCUUAAGAAAGAAACCUAAAAACAAAAUUGAUGACGAUAACGAAAGCGUUAAUGAAUUAAAAAAUAAUGAUACUGAUUACAAAGAACAUAACGAAGAGACGUCUAAAUCAAAUUCGAAUAUGUAUUGGAAAAUGACAGCCCCCGAUGAAUUUGCAAAUAUAAAAUUCAUUAGUAAUAAUACAUACACUGGUCGCAUCAGUAGGAAAAUGAUGGAAGGGAAAGGUGUUUAUAGAUGGUCAAAUGGUGCACAAUACAAAGGAGACUUUGAACAAAAUCGAAUGCAUGGGAAAGGUUUAUUAGAAUGGAACAGUAAUUGUUGGUACGAGGGAGAUUUUGUAAAUGGUUAUCGACAUGGUAGAGGAAUCAUGGUAGAUGGAGAAAAUCGCUAUAUGUAUACUGGCAUAUGGUAUAUGGGUCAGCGACACGGAAAAGGGUACUGUCGUUAUGGUGAUAAUAGUUCGUACGAUGGUGAUUGGGUAAUGGACAAAAUGCAUGGAGUUGGAUUACGAACAUAUACAAAGGGUAGUUAUUACGGUCAAUGGAAGAAUGGACUUCGUGAUGGUAGAGGAACGAUGGUUUGGACCAAUGGCAAUGUUUAUCGCGGGGAAUGGAAAUGUGGUGCGAUGCAUGGUUAUGGAGAAUAUGUAUGGAAUGCGUUCUUCAAUAAAACUUUAACUUGGCCACAAGAAGCUCUUUAUGUCGGUAAUUGGCGGAAUGGAAUGCGUAAUGGCGAAGGAGAGUUAAAAUUAAGUGCAGUCGGUGGUGCUAAAUAUUUUGGACAUUGGAAGGAUAAUAAGAAACAUGGUUAUGGAGUUAUAAUUGGAAGCAACGGGGAAAAAUUUGAAUCUAAUCCAUUAUUUUUGAACGAUAUAUUAUGUACAUCUAAUGUCGAAGAUAAUGAUUUAAAUAAUGAAUUAGAGGAUAAGGAUGAAAUAAAAUGUGUACGCGUAAUCAAAGAAAUGAAACCACAAUUUCUUGACAGAUCAACUCAAUUAGAGAAAGCUCCCAUAAUUCCUAUUUUAAAACCAGAACAAUUUCCAUCAUUAUCUUAUUAUAUAACUCGUUUAUUUGAUCCAGACAGUUUAGAAGUACAUCCAUUAUUACCAAUUCUAUCUGGAAAAUGUUACAGUUGUGAAAAUGAAUCUUGCACCUGUUUGGCAGUGAAGUCAAUUGAAAUUUUUAUAGAUUCGAGAAAGCAAAAUGAAAAUGAUAAAGAAGCGACAGAUAUUGUUGAAGAAGAAACAAAUGUUUCUGAAUUUACUGUAAAUAAUAUAAAGAAAUCUGAUUGGGAAUAUGAAGAACGAUGGACACAUAAUUGUUUAAUAUUACAUAUGGCUCGCUUACGAGAAAUUUAUAAUAAUUAUGCAAAAUUGUUUACAAAUUCAGCGCCGAAAUGCGAUAUUGCAAUGAGCAGAUUGUGUUUAUGGCAAUUAUGGAGUGAUUGUGGUAUUCAUAAGAAAGGAUUGAGUUUAAUUGAAAUUGAUAAUUAUAUUGCAAAGAAUAAAAUCACCUUUGUACAAAAUCCACAUGAUCCAUUCGAAAAAAUUGAAAUUUGGCAAUAUUUGCAUGCGCUGUUAGAAGUCUCGUGGCACUUGUAUACGAAGUUCGGUGAUAUAGAAACAGAGGAAAUUAAUGGGAAACUUGCUGGUGGUUUACAUAAUUUUUUGAAAAAUGAUAUAUAUCCACAUACUGGUAAUCAUAUUGGUAGUUUAUGUCAAGAGAAUCAAGAUUUAUUGCCUAUAUAUGCCGUUUUUAAAUUAUGUAAACGAAUUGGAUAUCCAUUUUCCAUGAAAGAUCUUCUUCAAACUAUGUGUGUUUUAAAUGAUACAACUGAUCCACAAACUUCCAUAACUACAGAAACUAUUAAAAGCUUAUCAAAUGGUAUUAACUGUACAAUAAUAGGUGAAAAAAUCAAUUAUUUACUUAAAUCUGAUGACAUUUUUAUGGAAUCACAGUGUACAAUCCAAGUUUCAAGAAAUGAUGAAAAUGAUCACCUGUCCCAUGGAUUGUCGGUGUUCGGAGAACUGGGACCUUCGAAAUUGUUAGAAAUUAUGGCAUUAAUAUGCCCUGCAAUUAAAGAUAUAGAAACUGAUAUGAUUAUUAAUAUGGAUUAUGAGUUGACGUUUCUCGAGUUUUAUGAAAUAAUUCUGGAGGCAACGAAACAAUUACUCGUUAAGAAAAAAUUGCAAAUGAAGGAACUUGAAACAGAAGACGCAUCGUCGCAAAAAAAUAAUAAUUUGCAGAAAAUAGAAAAUUUUACAACGAUAAAACGAUCUUCGGUUAGGAAAAGUUUUAAAAUUAAUAAAAACAAAACAUAAAUAUCAUUUCUUUUUUGAAUAACUUAAUUCGAUUCGGAUUCACUUUUCUGUCUAAAAUACAAUAUAUACGCGUUACUUCUGGUCCAUCACGUUACCGCCCUCAUUUUUCUUAUCCUUCAUAGGAAUUUUUAAAUAUCAUAAUAAUAAUAAAGUAUUUUAUAAAAUUAGCAUCUUUACAUUAAAUCGUUCAAAGGAGAACAUAACUUAAGACUGUCCUGUAUGUUUUUCUUUUUUAUGUAACGAUUUUGAUAAAUUGAAUAUUAUUAUCAGAAAAUUGAAUUCAACAUUCUGCGAGCAACAACGGUGAUGCAACUUUGAAAGAUUUACAUACAAAAGUAUAAAAUCCCACUUUAGUCCGCUAAAUUGUAGCGUAUUUAAAGUAUAUAUACAGAAUACGUACAUCCGCGAAUUUGUGGGUAAGAUGAACAAUGUAAUUAUCAGAAAAAUAAAAAAUUAAAAGAUUAUGAACGAAGACGCUUUAAUGAUAGAUCUAGAAGCAUCGCGUCGUUAUGGUUUAGCCAACAAUUGUUAUAAUUAUGUAAUUCUAAAGUAUAAAUAUAUAAUUACAGUACAAAA
Molecule: messenger RNA, 3215 nt
Organism: Osmia lignaria (orchard mason bee)
Lineage: Eukaryota; Metazoa; Arthropoda; Insecta; Hymenoptera; Megachilidae
Source: RefSeq, a predicted model, not a curated record